This is a messenger RNA of Rhagoletis pomonella (apple maggot), 953 nucleotides long. RefSeq names its product nose resistant to fluoxetine protein 6-like. The coding region runs from base 53 to 646 and encodes 197 amino acids. NCBI's taxonomy places the organism in Eukaryota, Metazoa, Arthropoda, Insecta, Diptera, Tephritidae. The transcript is spliced from 3 exons. The record is from RefSeq and is a predicted model, not a curated record.
AACCGACUUGGCCAGUAAUAAAUAUUACAUUGGUUAUUAUAUAAAAACACAUAUGCGUGCCUCGUCUUAUUUUAUCGGUUUGUUGACUGGUUAUGUCGUGCAUAUUAUGCAGGAGCGAGGCACAAAACUACGCUCUUUGGUUGUACGCCUCGCUUGGUUUAUUUCGACUUUGAUCGGCGUUGCAGCCAUGUUCUCCAUAUGCCGGUUCUACCGGAGUCCAUAUACAUACGUAGAGAGUUUUCUUUAUGCCGGAUUUCAUAAAUUAGCUUGGAAUUUAUCGGUGGCGUGGUUGGUGAUGGCAGCAACAACAGGCCACGCCGGCUGGUUGCGUAAUUUCCUAAGCAGUCGCUUCUUCGCACCCAUCAGUAGACUUACCUAUUGCGCUUAUUUGUCGAAUGGCAUAGUGGAGUUAUAUCACUCGUCGAGUCAGCGUUAUGCCACCCAUCAGUCCUAUGUGAACUUGGAGAACGACAUGUUUAGUCACACGAUAGACACAUUCGUUUUAGCCUUUGUGCUUUGCCUACUUUUUGAAUCGCCCAUACAUGCCUUGGAGCGGAUAUUGUUGCGGAAAGCGGGACGUCCUGAGAAACGCACAUCGUCCACGGAAAAUCGAAGUCCUAGCACGUCAGAGGAGCAGGUGGCGUAACGAAGUAGUUAAAUACUCUAAAUACAAAAAUAAAUGGUUUUCUACUCAAUUUUUUUUUUUUUUAUAAAUAUUUUAUAGUACAUAGUUCUAAGUAAGUAUGAUAGAUACUCUUACUAUGUAUUUUAUGACAUACAUAUAAUAUUUUGUGAUGAUUACAUAGCGUUUAAUUUUGAUUUUUAGGAUUUUAUACAAACACACAUGAGAAAUAUUCAUAUGUACAUUUGUACAUAAAUACUAGGGCUGUGCGAUUAUUCGAUUACUCGACCAAGGUGGUUACUCAGUUUUCCGGUUAAUCGAUUACUCGAUU